Messenger RNA from Centruroides sculpturatus (bark scorpion), 1799 nucleotides. Its product is annotated as jerky protein homolog-like. Gene Ontology annotation, molecular function: DNA binding. Bases 1 to 1632 code for a protein of 543 amino acids. NCBI's taxonomy places the organism in Eukaryota, Metazoa, Arthropoda, Arachnida, Scorpiones, Buthidae. Gene Ontology annotation, cellular component: nucleus. The transcript has a single exon. The record is from RefSeq and is a predicted model, not a curated record.
AUGUCAUCAAAAAGAAAACGCGUUGUGUUAUCAUUAAAAGACAAAUUGGAUAUAAUCAAUGCUUUGAAACGCGGUGAAUCUGGACGUUCUUUAUCUGAUAAAUAUGGUGUUGGAACGUCAACGAUCUCAGAUAUAAAAAAACAAAGUGAAAAAAUUAUGAAGUUUACUAAUUGUUUAAUGUCAGAAGAUGGAACAUCAGACCGUAAAGUUAUGAAAAAAUCAAGAAAUGAAGAAGUUGAAGAGUGUUUGUUUAUGUGGUUCAUACAAAGACGAUCAUGUGGACAGCCAAUAUCUGGUCCAUUAUUGUGUGAAAAAGCAAUAUUUUUCAAUACAAGAUUAAAUGGAGAUCCCACCUUCAAAGCAAGUUCGGGCUGGCUAGAAAAAUUCAAAAGACGACAUGGUAUCAGGGAACUUGAAGUUCACGGGGAAAAGCUGUCUGCUGAUAUACCUUCAGCAAACACUUUCAUUGACACAUUGAAGGAGUUCGUGGAGAAGGAAGGAUUCGACGAAGAAUUUAUUUACAAUGCUGACGAGACCGGUUUAAAUUGGAAGCAACUACCCAACAAAUCUUUAGCAUCAAGGCGUGAAAAUACUGCAUCAGGAUACAAAACUAGUAAAGAACGUGUCACCAUUAUGGUAUGUGCCAAUGCAACAGGCAGACACAGACUUCCACUGCUUGUCAUUGGGAAAUCAAAGAACCCCAGAUGCUUUAAAAAUAUCAGAAGUCUUCCAGUUGAAUAUGACCAUCAGAAAAAAGCCUGGAUAAAUGGAGAAAUUUUUAAACGAUGGUACGAAAAGCAAUUCAUUCCAGAAGUGAAAAAAUAUCAAAACUCCAUAGAUAAAAGAGGAAUAACAUUAUUAUUACUAGACAGUGCACCGUCCCACCCAUCAGACAAUGCACCGUCCCACCCAUCUAUAGAAUGUUUAAAAGAGAUCGAUGAAAUGUUUACAGUAAAAUUUCGUCAACCAAAUGUCACAUCAGUAAUACAACCGAUGGAUCAGGGUGUGAUAGAAACAGUAAAACGCUUAUAUAGAAAACAGAUGCUUCGACGAUUAUUGCUAGCAGACGAAAAUAACGAAGAAACUUUUAUUAGCUUCCAUAAGAAAAUAAAUUUAAAAGACUGUUGCUACAUGGCAGCAGAGAGUUGGAAUUCUGUAGAUGUAUCAACUUUGAGAAAAUCAUGGAACAAAAUUUUGAAAAGACCAUUAGAACAUUUCAGUAACAUAGUAGAAAACACAGUAGAAAGUGGUAUAGGAGACAUUGCGGAAGUAAUAACACAAAUUUCAAUAUGUGCUGAAUGUGACGAAGAAGAUGUAUCCGAGUGGUUAAAUUGCGAUGUGAACGAUCCUGGAUUGCAAAUUUUGAGUGAAGAGGAAAUAAUUCAAGAAAUAUCUGCCUCAGAUGAACAAGAUCGAGAAGACGAAGAAGAGAUUUGCGAAGUAAGAGAUAUUGGUCCUACACAUUCUGAAGCUUUUCAGUGUUUAGAUGUCGCCAUGAAGUGGUUUGAGAGCCAAGAAGAGUGUAACUCAGGACAACUUAUAUGUCUUAAAAGUAUUCGCGAUUUAGCAGCUUCAAAAAGAAUUGCUAGCUUUAAACAAAAAUCAAUAAUUGAAUUUCUUAAUAAAAAAUAAUUUAAUAAUAUUGAAGCUACAGUAUAUGUAAAUCUAGACAAAUAAAGAUUAUUCAUAUUGUAUGUACAUGUCUUUCACUGCCAAUUGUUGUUUUUUUCCAUUAUCCGGAUUUUCCCUUAUCCGGACUACCUUCAUCCCCAAUUAGUCCGGAUAAUCGAGGUUCUACU